This is a messenger RNA of Melampsora larici-populina 98AG31, 978 nucleotides long. RefSeq lists its product as uncharacterized. The record is from RefSeq and is a predicted model, not a curated record. The transcript is spliced from 8 exons. Gene Ontology annotation, molecular function: acireductone dioxygenase [iron(II)-requiring] activity. Bases 130 to 681 code for a protein of 183 amino acids. Lineage: Eukaryota; Fungi; Basidiomycota; Pucciniomycetes; Pucciniales; Melampsoraceae.
GACGAGAGAAAGAUAAAGCCGACGUUUUUCAGUCACCCUCCAUUGAACGAAGUUAGAGUUCUAGAGUAACACUCCUAAUACCAGGACAAACUUCUCGACAUUACCAAAAAAUUGUAUCCGUUCAAACUCAUGCGAGCCUACAUCUACGAGGAGUCUUCGGAAGACCAAAGAGCCGAACAUGACUCAAAAGUUACGAUCACUUCUGAUGGCUUGAAAGAUUUAGGCGUGUUACAUUGGCAUACAGAAGAACUUGAUGAGGUCGAUAAGUUGGCAGCCGAACGAGGUUACAGAAACAGAGACCAAAUCAUCGUUAGUAAGGAAGCCAUGGGGGAUAUAUAUUUGACAAAGAUCAACUCUUUCUUCGAAGAGCAUCUCCAUGAAGAUGAAGAGAUCCGAUGGAUUAUCGAUGGAACCGGCUACUUUGAUGUUCGAGACAAGAGUGAUCAAAAUUGGAUCAGAAUUCAAGUUAGCAAAGGCGAUCUACUAGUUCUACCUCCAGGUAUAUAUCACCGCUUCACAGUCGAUACCAAAGACUAUAUCAAAGCCAUGCGCCUUUUCAAGGAUGAGCCAAAAUGGGUACCUUAUAACCGGAACACUGAAACCGAGAAGAACCCUUACCGACAAGCCUACGUGGAUACAUUUGUAGGCGGGAAUGUCCUACCUGUUCCCACAAUUGUCUGAUCCCUGAGCAAGAUACCGUUGGAUGAGUACAAGCGCUUUCUCAUAUGUGACUUGCCUAUUGUUGUACAGUUUGCGCUUAAAGGCAGUUUUUCACAAUAUAUACCGAUGUGUUCAUAGGGCAGUCUUUCUUUCAAUAAAUAUAUAUGUGUGUGUUUAUACGGCAGUCUUGCAUCACAUAUGUGCGCGUCUUUAUAACGCUUUCUCUCAACGGAUAUAUAUGUGCGUGUGGACUGGAAGGCUUCAAGCAUAUAAGAAUUCAGAUGCCACAACAUGAAUUAAUGCCAAACUAUCAAUUAU